Messenger RNA from Pedinophyceae sp. YPF-701, 1284 nucleotides. The record is from the annotation of a GenBank genome assembly. Lineage: Eukaryota; Viridiplantae; Chlorophyta; Pedinophyceae.
AUGGAGGAGGUGGAGGAGCAGCUGCGCAAGCAGCUCGAGAAAGCGCUGGAGAUCAAGGACGAGAACCCGCAGCGGUCCAUGGCGGACCUCGAGGCGGUCAUCCACAGCGGGGGGCCCGACCAGAAGCUCACUCCUGAAAUCAUCAAGGUCAAGGAGGGCGCCAUCACGUCGCUUGCGGAGCUGUGCGCGACGACCGGGCAGGCGGACAAGCUGAAGUCGCUCCUGUCGACGCUGCGGCCGCUCUUUGUGGGCCUGCCCAAGGCUAAGACCGCGAAGCUGGUGCGCAUCAUCAUCGACUGCGUCAGCCGCAUCCCCGGGACGCGGGACCUCCAGGUCGACAUCUGCCGCGAGCAGGUGGAGUGGUGCCGCGCGGAGAAGCGCGCGUUCCUGCGCCAGCGCAUCGAGGUUCGUCUGGCGCAACUCUACUUGGAUUCCAAGGAGUUCCAGGCCGCGCUCGCGCUCAUAUCUUCGCUGCUCUCCGAGGUCAAGCGCCUCGACGACAAGCUCCUCCUCGUCGACAUCCACCUCAUCGAGUCCCGCGUCCACCACCUCCUCCGCAACGUCCCGAAAGCGAAGGCCGCGCUCACCGCGGGGCGCACGGCGGCCAAUGCCGUCUACACUCCCCCCCUGCUCCAAGCGGACAUCGACAUGCAGUCCGGCACGCUCCACACGGAAGAGAAGGACUACAAGACGGCCUACUCGUACUUCUUCGAGGCGUUCGAGGCCUUCGCGAGCCUCAAGGAUCCGCGCGCGCAGCGGGCGCUGAAGUACAUGCUGCUGAGCAAAGUGAUGAUGGGGGCGUCCGACGAGGUGCAGAACCUGAUCGCGACCAAGUCGACCGCGAAGCUCGCCGGGCGCGAGCUCGACGCGGUCGCGGAGGUCGCGCGCGCCCACCGCGAGCGCUCGCUGGCGCACUUCGAGAAGGCGCUGGCCGAGUACGCGACGGAGCUCCGCGGGGACCCGCUGGUGUCCGGGCAGACGCAGGAGCUGUACGACAAGCUGCUCGAACAGAACCUGCAGCGCAUCACGGAGCCGUACUCGCGUGUCGAGGUGGCGCACGUCGCGGGGCUGAUCGGGCUGCCCGUGGACCUGGUGGAGGCGCGGCUGGCGCAGAUGAUCCUCGACGGGAAGCUCGUGGGGACGCUGGACGCCGGGUCGGGCUGCUUGGAGCUGUUUGACGCGAGCGGGGAGGACCCCGUGUACACAGACGCCCUGACUGUGUUCUCGUCGCUGGGGAAGGUGGUCGACACGCUGUUCGAGCGGUCGCGGAAGAUCGUCGCGUAG